Molecule: messenger RNA, 1603 nt
Organism: Brachypodium distachyon (stiff brome)
Lineage: Eukaryota; Viridiplantae; Streptophyta; Magnoliopsida; Poales; Poaceae
Exons: 4
Coding region: 25-1224 (399 amino acids)
Source: RefSeq, a predicted model, not a curated record
UGCGAACCGCCCUGGCCCAGGGCCAUGGCCAACAAGAAACGCACAGAGAGACUAGGGAUCGAUCGAACGGGGGACGGGGCGACGUCUGAGACUCGAGAGAGAGAGCCCGCCGCCGCCCGCCGCCCUCGGAGGCGUAUCUUACAGCCUCGAGGAGUUGCCCCCGCCUCGCCUUGCCAGACGCAGCCGGCGGCUCCCCUGCCCGCGGCGUUAGGUCCCCUCGCCGUCGCCGGACUCGUCGUUCGGCAAUCCGCCGUCGCCGAAUCGUCGUCCCUGCCUAUCUGGCUCCCCUACUUGGCGACUCUAGUACCCAAUCUCCACUCGGUCAGAAUGCGGCGACAGGGACAUGGACAGGGGCAGUAUGGUGAUGCAGACAUCAAGUCCAUGGUGACUUCCCAGUUGCAUCACUACCAGGCACAGCAAAGGGUUCAGCAACUCCCUGAUAAUAGUUUCCCUGUAAGAGAUCCUGGGCAAAUUGCUGGGGAGAACCAGUAUGCUGCCCCGAAGGCGAGACAAAGCCAAUGGGAUCGAGGUGGACCAAAUAUGCAGAAUCAGAUUUCACCAUAUGCAUAUAAUGAGGGUCAAGGUGCUGAGGGUACACAAUCCUUUUAUGACAGACAUAAAUCUGAUCUGAAGGUUAGUCUAGAAAAGCAGCCAAGAGAGGAAUCGAGGGAGCAACCUCGUACUGAUAAGAUUGAAGCAAGGUACGAGGAUUAUAAUCUUCCCCGUACAUUUGAAGGUCUAGAACAGAGUUUUCAUGAAGACAUUGUGAUCCUAUCCAAGGAACUACAUGAUGCAGAGGAUGCUGAAAAUACUCGGCACAGGGAGACAUUGAAGGAGAUAAAUGCACAGUACCAUGAGAAGUUAUUAGCACUUCGAGCUCGCCAGACAACCUAUCGCGAAGAAUUCCUCCGCAAAGAGUCUCUUGAACGCCAGCAGCAAUACCGACAAGCCAGCAUGAGCAAUUAUGCAAAUAAUAUUAUGCCUAGGGAACCACAUGUCUAUCCAAAAGCAGCAGCAGCUGCAGCCACUCCUCCUGCCGCUGCUUCUGGAGGUGCUUAUGGAGAGGCUCAUCGGGGUUAUGCAUCUGGCCAGUAUGAAUCCCUUGGGGAACGGGUAAAUUACCCAGAGUUCCAUGGUGGGAGCCAAGGUCGGAGUCAUGAUUUUGAGCAUCGCAGUCAAUACCCUGGCGGCCGUGCUUAUAAUUCUGGUGGCCGCAGAUUCUAGAGAUGGCUUGUUCAAACAGACAGCCAUUUUGAACAGCAGAUAGCUUGGUGUGGAAAGCUCAAAGUAAAUUGCUUUGGAAGCUUAGUUCCAACCUCUUAGAAGCUUAAAGCAAAUUGCUUAAGAAGCCUAGUUGUUUUGCGAUUCAAUAUCACCUGUGUAUUGAAUCGCAGAUGUAUUUCUUUCGUAUACCACCAAAUGUUGUCCACUGUUUAAGUCUUGUACCUGUAGCUGUUUGCACUUUGCAGCCUCACUAGAAUUCCUUCGGAUUUUGUAAUUUUGUAGAGGAAAAAGGAAACAAUGUAUCAUAUGGCUUCUUUACUAUUCUGAGCAUCUCCUGCAAUGAGAAUAAUAUAACCGAAGCAAUGUGAUUUCUUUUCAA